Molecule: messenger RNA, 1336 nt
Organism: Xenopus laevis (African clawed frog)
Lineage: Eukaryota; Metazoa; Chordata; Amphibia; Anura; Pipidae
Product: mitogen-activated protein kinase kinase kinase kinase 4-like
Exons: 11
Coding region: 441-1016 (191 amino acids)
Source: RefSeq, a predicted model, not a curated record
CUUUUUUCUAUUUUAUUUUCCAGCCUCCUGAUGGUCGGCUGACCAAGGAUUUGCUUCUUGGAGUGGGCGGCACCGGAGACGUCUACAAGGGACGACACCAUCGUAAAGGCGUGGUAGCGGUGAAGAUCGCCAACAUCAGCCGAGAUGAAGAGUCAGUCUGCAGGGAGCUGAAGUUUCUCCAGCAGUUCGGAGGCCACAAGAACAUCGCCUCUUACUAUGGAGCCUACUACAGGGCUCCACUCACAGAGUGCUCAUCGGAGCUCUUGGAAGUUGUUCUCGAGUUCUGUGGUGGAGGCUCUCUCUUCAACCUCAUCCACAAGACCAAUGGCCAAUCCCUGAAGGAGACCUGGAUUGGCUAUGUCUGCAAGGAGGUUUUAAAGGGGCUGCACCACAUCCACAAGAACCGGGCCGUUCAUAGAGACAUCAAGAGCCUGAACAUCAUGCUCACAGAGACGGCCAAAGUGAAGAUCAUCGACUUUGGAAACAGCUGGGACCUGGACCCGCAGACUGGAUUGUGCCACGAAGCAGACGGGACUGCACAUUGGAUGGCACCCGAGGCCAUAAGGCAGAAGGGCCAGCGCCUGGCGUACGACACCAAAUGUGACAUCUGGUCGCUGGGGAUAACCGCCAUCGAAAUGGCCGAGGGAAAAGCACCAUAUGCAGAUCAAUACCCCGUGGAGCACAUUAUAAGAGAAGCCCAACCACCGAAGCUUCAAUCAAACAGAUGGUCACAACGUUUUGUGUCCUUCUUGGAGUCCUGUCUGAAGAAGGAUCCUUCGGAGAGAGGGAGUGCUGAGGAACUCCUGCAGCACCCAUUCAUCACCCAACUGCCACCUAAGAAGAUCAGGGCUGAGAUUGAAGAACAUCUCCGGACUCUGCAGAACCUGCCAGCCAAGAAAGGACCGAAGGCUCUCUGGACCCUGAAGCUGCAGCGUGCUUGUGUCUUCUGCACACAGACAUCGGCAGAGCAAGAAGCAGCUCUGCAAAUGGCCCUGGAGGGCUUCUCCUGUGAUUGAUCUUGUGGCCAACAACAUCAACAGCCCAGAAUGAGUUUCCUGAAUCACAGCCGAGGAAAAAGAAACAUCCACAGGAUCCAGUGGUGUCUGCAGCUCCACCAGCAACAUCUUCUUUCAAGCUGAUGCAAUUCAGAAAGUACACCUACAACUACACCAGCAGGGACUUGAUCUCCUUCUGCAGCUCCAUGAUUAUAUCCUUUUCAGACUACCACAUCUCCACCAGUGGUGUCUUUGCUCCAGUUUACAUCACUCCACCCACACACAUCUCCACCUCACUUUCCAGCUGCCAUAGUUCCUUCCAUCUUUCUUUUUUUGCAGAC